This is a messenger RNA of Peromyscus leucopus (white-footed mouse), 3693 nucleotides long. Its product is annotated as junctophilin-1-like. The transcript is spliced from 3 exons. The record is from RefSeq and is a predicted model, not a curated record. Gene Ontology annotation, cellular component: plasma membrane; junctional membrane complex; sarcoplasmic reticulum. The coding region runs from base 879 to 1355 and encodes 158 amino acids. NCBI's taxonomy places the organism in Eukaryota, Metazoa, Chordata, Mammalia, Rodentia, Cricetidae.
UAAUAACUGAAACACAGAACCUGAGACUACAGAGCCAGAGAUGACUGUCAUGUCAUGGACACUGCUGGUAACAUGGCCCUGUUGUGAAUGGACUGCACGGGCAUUAUUCUAAAGAGCUCAGCUUAAAGGCAGAAGUUGUUCCUGACCAAAAAGUUCCAGCAAUGGUUAAAAAUACCUUCUCAGCAGGCUUUUCCUGUACAGUGUAGAUCUCUUUAAACUUCUGAUCAGACAAAAAUAAGAUUAUUUCUUUAUUCAAGUUCGUGCUUCCUGUGCUUUAAUUAUCCUAAUUGGGGUAAAUAAAUUUUAUUGGUUAGAAUUUCUAUCAACAUGAGUUCUGCUCUACACCAAACAACCAUGUUCUUCCAAUAAGAAAUGAUAGAAAUAUUAGAGAAGUCUAAAGUUUUUUUAUCUUUUAUGGAUGUCAGUGUAAUAUAAAUAGUGACAAGUUUUAUCUUGAAAGCAUCUUUCAGCAAUCUUUUCCUUGGAUAUUGAAACUUGCUCACACUGUAUAAAUAUCUUUUAAAAGGAGGAACAUUGGUCUCCCUUAGCAAAACGAUAGUCACCUGGAUUGCAAACCUUUACAACUUGCUUUUUUUUUAUCGCCUUCCUUUCCUUUCUGUUCCUCAUUUCCAGGCCCUGAUUAUAUCAAACAAAGAUUUCAGGAGGGGGUAGACGUUAAGGAAAAUCCAGAAGAAAAGGUACCAGAAAAGCCACCAUCACCAAAGGAAUCCCCACAUUUUUAUCGCAAAGGCACGACACCCCCCAGGUCCCCUGAAGCUAGUCCCAAGCAGAGUCACUCUCCCCAGCCCUCCUCCCCAAAGCCCACGAGGAAACAGAACCCCAGCUCAGGAGCCAGACUCAGUCAAGAGAGAAGGAGCAUGACCGAGGAGCAGGUGACAGCCGUUGUCAAUAAGCCCUUGAUGUCAAAGGCUCCUUCAAAGGAACUCGGAGCAACCGUGCCCAAGUACUCUGGCCGCCACCAUGUCCCCAACCCCAGCAACGGGGAGCUGCACUCUCAGUAUCACGGCUACUAUGUGAAACUGAACACGCCCCAGCAUCCUCCAGAAGACGGGGAGGAUGAGAGUGGAGCCAGCCAGUCCUCCUCAGCAUUGGUACACAGGCCGUCACCUAACAAGUGGAGUCCCUCUCAAUCUGGGACAAAACCAGUUGCCAAAGAAAGCAAAGCUGAGCCUAAAGCCAAGAAGUCUGAACUUGCUAUACCAAAGAAUCCAGCAAGCAGUGAUUCCUGCCCUUCGGAAAAAGAAGCCAAUUCAGGCCCUAAUUCUGUCAUGAUUGUCCUGGUCAUGCUGUUGAAUAUCGGGUUGGCCAUUCUUUUUGUUCACUUUCUGACUUGAUUGGAAUGAGGAAAGUGAAAUCAUGACAACUAGUGGAGUUAGCCCACACUUCUGCCAUGGUGUCCUCAGCCCUUUAAACGGCACACCCCAGUCAGACUCAGGCAAGGAGGCUUGGAAUUGGGAUGGGAUCACGAGAGAGAUGAAACUUGGAAAAUUCAGCCAGAGGAACUGUUCAGGUCCCCCAGGAGUUCUUUGUGUCUUUUGGGGUCCUCUGGGAGCUGAAGCACACAGCCCUGUUGGAGAGCAAAGCUUAAUAACGAUUCUUUUUUAAAAUCUGCUGAAGCAGCCCCAUCCGGCGAAGUUCUUGGCAUUGGCUACUCCAUCUGUCCUAGCAGAGUGUGACUAAACUGGAAAUGUAUGGACCUGCAAUUUUUUUUUUUUUGAUGGAAGUCAACAGCUGCCUUACUAUUUUACCAUCUGACGUUUUUAGUAGGGAGCUGGGGAGAGAAGACCGCCCAAAGAAUGCCGUCUGAGGAUUGUGUUGCGGUGGGCACGGUUUCAACCUUCACUCCUAUCUCAUUAGAAGAAGUAGGCAGCAGCGUCACUCAGCAGUCUUCUGCGGUGACCUGCUGCUGUGACAUCUCCUGGAAUGUUCUGGGAGGGAACGUUUCCUUUGCUUGUGCACGACCCUGCUCAUUUUCGCUGUUUAUUUAAAUAUGAUGCACAGUCAUCUUCCACCUGCAACCCUGGCUGGAUGAAAACACACAGGUUGCAUCUCAAGGAAAAGCAGCAACAAAAGACUAGUUAAAAAGGAGAAACAUAGUGUUUAUUUUAAUAGCAAUACAUCAUUUUCAUGUUGUUUAUUCUUUCUAAACCCAUCAAAGGCUAUUUAUUAAAAAUGUAGUGAUCUGAAGGUACUAUACCUUCCAAAAACAUAAUUUAAUUUUAAAUAUUUUUAACAUCACUGAGGUGAGUUGUGGAUGCACUCAGGAGGUGCUUAAUUUUAAAAGCUGAAAGACAACAGGAUACUAAGGAGUGUAGUCAAAACGUUGCAUGGAUUGCAGUCAUCAGUGGUUAAGGGUUCGGUUUCAUUGCUGACAUACGUUACAACCAAAUAAAAUGUUGUCAGUGGCUAUGUUAAUUCCUAUGAAAGUUAAGCAAGAGCCUAUUAAUAGCCACCCUUCUCUUUCUCCACCCUGCCCCUCCCCACCCUCAAAUUUUGGUUGAAUGCAUUCGGGUAGAUAGAAGCUUCCUUAAGUCGCUGCUCCUCGAUUCUCUGCCCUCCACACUUUUCAAAGUUGUUUUGUAAUCUUCUUUUAAACUUUAAAAGACAUAGACGGUUUUGUUUUAAAUAUUUGUCUUUUGCUGUCCUGUUUUGUUCUGACAUUGAUUUUUUUUCUAUUAUAUAAUUUACUCAGAAGCAUGCUUACCUAGAGAAACUAUAUGAUCUUUAUAAAAAAUAAUUAUUUAAAAAGAAAUCAGGGGAGGAAAGGUAUGUCUGAGUCUCUCAAGGGUGUUACCUUGUGGAGGGGGAUCUCUUCCUGGAUGUCAGCCAUGAUGUCAUGGUGUCAGCCAUGAUGCCAUGGUGUCAGCCGAGUCUCUCCGCGCCCAGCUGCCUCUUUAGUGUGGAAGAGACGGUGUGUGUAACUCCAGGUCAGCACAGGUGUGGGCUGCAUGCUUCGUCACUUGCAGGGUAGUGACCCAGUGGCGAUUUUUUUGCACAAGUGCAAUAGAGUAAGUAAUUCCUGGGUGUGACCAAGACGGGUUAAAGAAGGCAGAAAGAGAGCGGGUGAAAAUAAAAUUACAACUUGUAUAUUUAUUUUUUACAUUUUGCUUUGACUUUUAAAUUUAGAAAGUCCAUUUUUACUCAAGAACAAACUGAGUCCCUAUGUCAGUCUCCACAUUAUCCCCACCCCUUCCUACCCCUGUAGCUCCGUAUGCUGGGAAGGCGGAUUUUUUUUUUUAAGAAAAUAGAAUAUUUAAUCUUAUUAAGUGUUUAUUUAAAUGUGUAAUGAAUGCUUUGAAAAGAAUGGGCAACAGAGGACUAAAGGAUGUUUAUAAAGUGAGCAUGUUGGCUCCAUUUAUAAAUAUAUAUAUGAUUUAUAAGCUUUUUUAAAACAAAGCUCAAAUUGUGGGUAUUUUUCUAAAAUGUGCACAGCUGUAUUUUCCAUGAAGGAUCUUUCUAAUAGGUUGUUAUACUGUACUCUACAUUUUGGACAGCACAUGAAGUCUGCCAAUGUACUUAAUAAAACAUGACUUUGUUUAUUUCAAGUUUCUUGCUGUGAAAAAGAACUCCCUACCGGUGAGUUCCUUAAUUUAUAAUCCUUGAAACCAAAAUGUAUAAUGUACAGUUUCCACAACUGUAACUGCUCUAAUAAAAAUGUUGGUUAUUAAUAAA